CUAUUCUCAUACUUUCUGUACUAUUGUCAAGUAGGCAUUGACAUUUGAUUUGUUGAUUAAUUCGCCAAUUGUCCCGACAAUCACAUAGAAAUCGGAAAAGAAAAAAUUGGAAAUAUAAAAACCUCCCAUAAGCAUAAGAAAACAAAGGCUAGACAAAACAAUGUGGCAAGCUUCUGCAGAACGAAAGAUCAUGGAAUAUCUUCGAAAAAGACCAGAAACUUCGACUAACAUGGAAAAGGAAAUUUCUUCGGUGGGGAAUAAAAAGAAAUUCUUCUGUAAUAAGUCAAUACAGGAAAAUAUUCGCAUGACCGUGAAGGUAAACUGCGAUGAGGUGUUCUGUAGCCACAGUUGCAUGAUGAAGGCCAUUCGAGAGCAAAAGGCCAAGGUGGUCAUCGUCGCCACCAAGACGCCGCCCUCGCAGAAAGCCGAGAUUGAGCAUUUCGCCAAAGUGGCCAAGUGUCAAAUCAUUUACUACGGCGGCAGAUUUAUUGAGUGCGCGAACUCGUGCGGGAAAGUCUUCCUCUUUUGUACAGUGGCCAUAAGCACUCAGAAAGAUGCGGCCAUCAUCCGUUCGUUGUCGGAAAAGUUGGUGGCUGGCAUUGCUCUGUUUUUGGAUGGCAAAGACGUAACAAAUUAAAUCGGCUGUCAAAAUCCUCUCCCAAAUACAUCAAAAAAUAAAAUCAGAGGAUAUUUACGUAUGUGAAA
Messenger RNA from Drosophila pseudoobscura, 705 nucleotides. Its product is annotated as 60S ribosomal protein L30-like. Gene Ontology annotation, cellular component: cytosolic large ribosomal subunit. Gene Ontology annotation, molecular function: RNA binding; structural constituent of ribosome. Bases 161 to 637 code for a protein of 158 amino acids. The record is from RefSeq and is a predicted model, not a curated record. The transcript is spliced from 3 exons. Lineage: Eukaryota; Metazoa; Arthropoda; Insecta; Diptera; Drosophilidae.